Puntigrus tetrazona (Sumatra barb) is the source of this 2732-nucleotide messenger RNA. Its product is annotated as zinc finger protein 260-like. Gene Ontology annotation, biological process: regulation of transcription by RNA polymerase II. The transcript has 3 exons. The record is from RefSeq and is a predicted model, not a curated record. Gene Ontology annotation, molecular function: RNA polymerase II cis-regulatory region sequence-specific DNA binding; DNA-binding transcription factor activity. Bases 223 to 2553 code for a protein of 776 amino acids. Lineage: Eukaryota; Metazoa; Chordata; Actinopteri; Cypriniformes; Cyprinidae.
CGGCUAUAGUAAUAUCGUAAAGGCUGUCACGACUUUCCUGAAAGGAACUCAUCUUGAACAGGAUUUAUUGUUUUUUUAAUACACAGUCCAUCUGAUAUCCUAAUGAAUUCACACUUCGGUCCUGUGGAUGGCGGUAAUGCACUUCGUCUGCAAAACCACAGAAGAAGAAGUUGUUGUUGCAGAGCUUUGAGUGUACUGAGUUUAUGACAGAAAGCUGAAAACAUGACUGACCCAGAAUCCUGCAGAAUAAAACGAAAAGAUACCGAACAACAAAUAGAUAUGAGAAAAGAGAACAAGAAGAUUGAUGAACUGAGUGAAGAGGGGGAGAACCAUCACGUCAACACUGAAGAAACAUCUUGGAGAUCCUCAUUGACAAGAAGAGAAAAAACAAGGCCUGAGUGUGAAAAAAGUCUCUUGUUCAAGCAGAAUCUUGACUUCCUGAAGGACCGCCUGAAAGUUCAUACGAAGGACAAGCCAUACAUAUGUUAUUCAUGUGGAAAGAGUUUUAGUCAGAUGUGUGCAUUAACAAUACACCAAAAAAGACACAGUGGUGUGAAGGAUCAUGCUUGCACUGAGUGUGGAAAGACUUUUUUUACGCAUGAUGCUAUGAAAGUGCACCAGACAGUUCACACUACAGAAACACCUUACAAGUGUUCAGACUGUGACAAGAGAUUCAAACGACCAGAAUAUCUGAAAAUACACAAGAAGAUCCACACUGGAGAGAAGCCGCAUAUGUGUGAUCAGUGUGGGAAGAGCUUUAGACUAAAACAAAUGCUUAAUCAACACAUGGAUAUCCACACUGGAGAGAAGCCACACAUAUGUGAUCAGUGUGGGAAGAGUUUUAGACUAAAACAAAUGCUUAAUCAACACAUGGACCUCCACACUGGAGAGAAUUCGCACACGUGCGAUCAGUGUGGGAAAAAUUUCUCACAAAAAUCUAACCUAAACAAACACAUGAGGCUCCACGCUGGAGAGAAGCAUACAUGUGAUCAGUGUGGGAAGAGUUUCACACAAAAAGAGUACCUUAAUGCGCACCUUAAAAACCACACUGGAGAGAAACCAUACAUGUGUGAUCAGUGUGAGAAGAGUUUUGGAAAAAAGUCUGCUCUUAAUUUACACAUGAGGAUCCACACUGGAGAGAAGCCAUAUGCGUGUUAUCAAUGUGGGAAGAGCUUCAGACUAAAACAAAUGCUGAAUCAACACAUGGAUCUCCACACUGGAGAGAAUCCGCACAAAUGCGGACAGUGUGGGAAGAAUUUCUCACAAAAAUCAAACCUAAACAAACACAUGAGACUCCACGCUGGAGAGAAGCAUACAUGUGAUCAGUGUGGGAAGAGUUUCACACAAAAAGAGUACCUUAAUGCCCACCUAAAAACCCACACUGGAGAGAAACCUUUCACAUGUGAUCAAUGUGAGAAGAGUUUCGGACAAAAAUCGGCCCUUAAUGUACACAUGAGGAUCCACACUGGAGAGAAACCCUACACAUGUGAUCAGUGUGGAAAGUGUUUCAGGCUCAAGCAAACUCUUGACAAACACAUGAUGAUCCACACUGGAGUGAAGCCAUACACCUGCAAUCAGUGUGGAAAGAGUUUUAUAAAAUGUGAUGUUUUUAAAAAACAUCUGCUUAUUCAUUCUAGAACGAGGCUAGAAAACUGUGACCAAAGCCCUAGAACAUUUCUAAAGGACUGCCGGAAAGCUCAGACGAAGGAGAAGCCUUACAUAUGUAAUUUAUGUGGAAAGAGUUUUAGCCACAUGGUUGCAUUAAAGUUACACCAGAAAAGACACAGCGGUGUGAAGGAUUAUGCUUGCUCUAUGUGCUGGAAGACCUUUUUUGCAUAUGGUGCACUGAAGGUGCACCAGACAGUUCACACUACAAAAAAACCUUUCAAGUGUUCACGCUGUGACAAGAGAUUCAAACGAUCUGAUUAUCUGAAAAUACAUGAGAGGAUUCACACUGGAGAGAAGCCGUAUACAUGUGAUCAGUGUGGGAGGAGUUUCACACAAAGAGGAACCCUCACUGCACACAAGAAAACCCACAGUAGAGAGAAGCCAUACUCCUGUGAUCAUUGUGAGAAAAGUUUCAAACGAAAAGAAAGCCUUCAUGAUCACAUGAGGAUCCACACCGGAGAGAAACCAUACACAUGUAAUCAGUGUGGGAGGAGUUUCAGACUGAAAGAAAUGCUUAAUCGACACAUGAUUAUCCACACCAGAGAGACGCCUUACACGUGUGAUCAAUGUGGGAGGAGUUUUCUAAGAAGACUAACCCUUUACAAACACAAGAAAACUCACAAUUGUGUACUGAAACAGCACCAGACAGUUCACGCUACAGAAACGCCUUACAAGUGUUCACACUGUGACCAGAGAUUCAAACAAUCAACACAUCUACAGAUACAUGAGAAGAUCCACCCUGGAGAGAAGCUGCAUCACUGCCAUUCAUGUGGGAAGAGUUUCACUCAAUUAUCUUCUCUAAUCUCUCAUAAAUUACACGUCUGCAUGUCUAGAAUUACAGUAAGUAGUUCAAGUUCUGAUCCUGUUCUUCCAGGUGCGAGAUAGGGCUGCAUCAAGUAAUUAUUCUGAUAAUAGAUUAUUGAGAGAUUAUUGGACCAAUUAAUCAACUAUUUGUUGAUUAUUUCAUAGAUUAAUCAGUAUCUUUAUUGAUUAUUCAGCUUUUGGAGUUGAGUAAAAUGUUGAGUUACACCCAUUCUAACUAAUAAACGAAACAAGGAAAUGGC